Messenger RNA from Erinaceus europaeus (western European hedgehog), 2853 nucleotides. It is a transcript of the gene YWHAZ, whose product is annotated as tyrosine 3-monooxygenase/tryptophan 5-monooxygenase activation protein zeta. Bases 154 to 891 code for a protein of 245 amino acids. The record is from RefSeq and is a predicted model, not a curated record. The transcript has 6 exons. Gene Ontology annotation, biological process: signal transduction. NCBI's taxonomy places the organism in Eukaryota, Metazoa, Chordata, Mammalia, Eulipotyphla, Erinaceidae. Gene Ontology annotation, cellular component: cytoplasm.
UGGAGGAAACCCCGUGUCUGCGGAGCGGCAGUAGCCUGUGAGCAGUGAGAGCCAGGGACAGAGUCUCAGCCUCGCCGCUGCCGCCGCCCAGAGACCGCUGAUCCCCCGUCCGUCUGUCCGCCGCCACCCGCUCCGGACACAGAACAUCCAGUCAUGGAUAAAAAUGAGCUGGUGCAGAAGGCCAAACUGGCUGAGCAGGCUGAGCGAUAUGAUGACAUGGCUGCCUGCAUGAAGUCUGUAACUGAGCAAGGAGCUGAAUUAUCCAAUGAGGAGAGGAACCUUCUCUCCGUUGCUUAUAAAAAUGUUGUAGGAGCCCGUAGGUCAUCUUGGAGGGUCGUCUCGAGUAUUGAGCAAAAGACGGAAGGUGCUGAGAAAAAGCAGCAAAUGGCUCGAGAAUACAGAGAGAAAAUUGAGACCGAGCUAAGAGAUAUCUGCAAUGAUGUGCUGUCUCUUUUGGAAAAGUUCUUGAUCCCCAAUGCUUCGCAAGCAGAGAGCAAAGUCUUCUACUUGAAAAUGAAGGGGGACUAUUACCGUUACCUGGCUGAAGUUGCUGCUGGGGAUGACAAGAAAGGGAUUGUGGAUCAGUCACAACAGGCAUACCAAGAAGCUUUUGAAAUCAGCAAAAAGGAAAUGCAACCAACACAUCCUAUCAGAUUGGGUCUGGCCCUUAACUUCUCUGUGUUCUAUUAUGAGAUUCUCAACUCCCCAGAGAAAGCCUGCUCUCUUGCAAAGACAGCUUUUGAUGAAGCCAUUGCUGAACUUGAUACAUUAAGUGAAGAGUCAUACAAAGACAGCACGCUAAUAAUGCAGUUACUGAGAGACAACUUGACAUUGUGGACAUCUGAUACCCAAGGAGAUGAAGCUGAAGCAGGAGAAGGAGGGGAAAAUUAACCGGCCUUCCAACUUUUGUCUGCCUCAUUCUAAAAUUUACACAGUAGACCAUUUGUCAUCCAUGCUGUCCCACAAAUAGUUUUUUGUUUACGAUUUAUGACAGGUUUAUGUUACUUCUAUUUGAAUUUCUAUAUUUCCCAUGUGGUUUUUAUGUUUAAUAUUAGGGGAGUAGAGCCAGUUAACAUUUAGGGAGUUACCUGUUUUCAUCUUGAGGUGGCCAAUAUGGGGGUGUGGAAUUUUUAUACAAGUUAUGUUUGGCAUAGUACUUUUGGUACAUUGUGGCUUCAUGAGGCCAGUGUUCAAACUGCUUCCAUGUCUAAGCAAAGAAAACUGCCUACAUAUUGGUUUGUCUUGAUGGGGAAUAAAAGGGAUAAUUUGUUCCAGUCAAAGUGUAGUUACUGUGGGUACUUUAAGGUUUGGAGCACUUAUACGGCUGUAGUAGAAAUAGAUGAUUUCAUGGAAGUUGCAUGUUAGACCAUGUGUAUCUACGGAGCACUUAAUCUCAAUGUGCACACCUUUGACUACAGCUACAGAAGUGUUCCUUUAGAAGUUGUGACCCAGUUUACUCUGGAUAAGGGCAGAAACGGUUCACAUUCCAUUAUUUGUAAAGUUACCUGCUGUUUGCUUUCAUUAUUUUUGCUACACUCAUUUUAUUUGUAUUUAAAUGUUUUAGGCAACCUAAGAACAAAUGUACAAGUAAAGAUGCAGUAAAACUGAGUUGCUUGAUAUCCAUCAUUUCAUGUAUAUCAAGCACAACAGUAAAACAAAAAACCCAUGUAUUUAACUUUUUUUUUUUUAGGUUUUUUGCUUUUGUGAUUAUUUUUUUUUUUUGAUACUUGCCUAACAUGCAUGUGCUGUAAAAAUAGUUAACAGGGAAAAUAACUUGAGAUGAUGGCUAGCUUUGUUUAAUGUCUUAUGAAAUUUUCAUGAACAAUCCAAGCAUAAUUGUUAAGAACACUUGUAUUAAGUUCAUGUAAGUGGAAUAAAAGUUUUAUGAAUGGACUUUUCAACUACUUUCUCUACAAGCUUUUCAUGUAAAUUAGUUUUUUGGUUCUAAAACUUCUCCAAAGGAAAUUGUACAUUUUUUGAAAUGUCUUUCCUAUUCCCUCUUGGCAGCUAAUGGGCUUUUAUCAAGUUUAAAGACAAAGUUUAUCAUAUCAAAAUACUACUAAUAUUACUACUACUGUUCCCAACUAUUUCCCAUAUUCCCCUCUCCCCACGGAGUGGGUUGUUCUUUUUUUUUUUUUUUUUUUCCCCAGGGGUGGGGGAAAAAUGAUAAUACCCAUUUAAAUUUUUUCAUAAUAUGGCAUUUUCUAACUUAGGAAGCCAUAAUGUUCUUGGCCCAUCAUGACAUUGGGUAGCAUUAACUGUAAGUUUUGUGCUUCCAGAACACUUUUGUUUUCAAGACUUUCUUAAUACUCUUAAAAGCCUGCCUUCAGUUUUGAUCCUUUGUUAUUUGUCAGGUACACAGGAUUACCCGUUUUAGCCUUCUGUCUUGUCACCAGCCAUUCCUAUUUGGUAGCCGUGUACUCGGAGGAAAAAGGCCGCAUGAUCUUUUCUGGCUCCACUCGAUGUCUUAAGGAUUCCCUACUUUCCUUUGCUUGCAUCCCAUAAACCCUUCCUCUCAUCCUAUUUACUGCAGCAAAUCUCUCCUCAGAUUGUGUUUAUCUCCCUGUAAGCCCUACCUAUACUGAAUGGUGUGUCAUUGUCUGCCUUUGAAAUCCUCCCCCUCCCUUUCCUUCUCUUCUUUAAAUAAUGAUGGGCUAAGUUAUACCCAAAGCUCACCCUGCAGACUAUUUCCUCAGUAUCUUGCAGAAAACACCAAACAAAAAUACCAUUUUAAAAGAAAGAGGUGUAUCUUUUUGUUUAGAAUGUAAGCUCCUCAAGAGCAGGGACAAUGUUUUCUGUAUGUUCUAUUGUGCCUAGUACACUGUAAAUGCUCAAUAAAUAUUGAUGAUGGGA